Messenger RNA from Gadus chalcogrammus (walleye pollock), 2030 nucleotides. Its product is annotated as platelet-derived growth factor receptor beta-like. NCBI's taxonomy places the organism in Eukaryota, Metazoa, Chordata, Actinopteri, Gadiformes, Gadidae. The transcript is spliced from 11 exons. The coding region runs from base 62 to 1234 and encodes 390 amino acids. Gene Ontology annotation, biological process: protein phosphorylation; cell surface receptor protein tyrosine kinase signaling pathway; angiogenesis. Gene Ontology annotation, cellular component: signaling receptor complex. The record is from RefSeq and is a predicted model, not a curated record. Gene Ontology annotation, molecular function: platelet-derived growth factor binding; ATP binding; platelet-derived growth factor beta-receptor activity.
AAUAUGUGUGAUGUGUAAUUACACUGUCUGACCAGCAGGGCGCAGCGCUGAGUCCUCUCUGAUGUCGGAGGCCAAGGUUCUCGGAGUGCUGGGGCCUCAUCUGAACAUCACCAACCUGCUGGGGGUCUGUGGUCCCCCAGGUUCCUUCUUCCUGAUAACUGAGUUGUGUGGUCACGGUGACCUGCUUGACUACCUGCACCGUCACAAGCACAGCUUACUGACCGACGAAGUCCCACACCUAGACAACAGUGAGGCCGUAGAGGGAGGUUAUAUGGACAUGAUGAAUGGAGAUGCUCAGUGUGUUGCCAUGGAGACGCUUGGCGAUCCAUCCCACCCUGAACUCAACCCGAGCCCUGAGGACCCGCUGUGUGGGGAUGCUGAUCCUGGUCGUCAUGGUGACUCCUCUAGCCUCACCCUUCAGGACCUCAUCAGUUUCAGCCACCAGGUGGCCGAGGCAAUGACCUUCCUGUCCUCCAAGAACUGUGUCCAUAGGGACCUAGCAGCCAGGAAUGUGUUGGUGUGUGGGGGGGGGCUGGUGAAGGUGGGAGACUGGCGUCUGUCACAUGACCUCCACAAGGAUCCAAGCUACGUCGCCCGCGGCAACUGCUACCUGCCAGUGAAGUGGAUGUCUCCAGAGAGCAUCUUCCAGAGCGUUUACACCACGCAGAGCGACGUCUGGGCCUACGGAGUUCUGCUGUGGGAGAUCUUCUCUCUGGGGGAGGCUCCAUACGCAGACCUGAGCUCCACCAACAAACUGUGUUCAGCCCUGAAGACCGGAUACCGCAUGGCCAGACCCAAACAGGCUUCCCAGGACCUAUACCAGCUGAUGAUUGGCUGUUGGAAGGCGGAGCCAACCUCCAGACUCUCUUUUACUUCUUUAGCCGUUGCUACUGGCAACGUGCUGGACCACGCCCACAAACAGCUGUACUCCCAGCUGAAGCAGAACUUCCUGAGUGGAGAGAACACAGCGAUAACCAGAUCAAGAGCCGCCAGGACAGACAAACAGCCUGGUAACCUAGAGGACCACCCCCCUGAGGUUUUGGUCGACCGAACAAGUACAGAGCUCCCGGAGGCUGGCUCCUCCCACAGCUACCUGGUAACCAUGGAAACCAGUGCCCGGGUGCAGGCAGGUCCUGAAAACCUCCAAACCCCCCUGGCUGUUAUUGAGGCAGCUCCAGAAUCCCACGAUGCCUCAAUGGUGGAACAAACAUCAGACCUGAUGGAUGCAAGAUAAGAGUCCCCCUGGUACAUAUCUCAUCUACUUCAAGAUAAGAGUCGCCCUAGGACAUAUCUCAUCUACUUCAAGAUAAGAGUCCCCCUAGUACAUAUCUCAUCUACUUCAAGAUAAGAGUCGCCCUAGGACAUAUCUCAUCUACUUCAAGAUAAGAGUCCCCCUAGUACAUAUCUCAUCUACUUCAAGAUAAGAGUCCCCCUAAUUAAUAACUCAUAUUCUUCAAGAUAAGAGUCCCCCUAAUUAAUAACUCAUAUUCUUCAAGAUAAGAGUCCCCCUAAUUAAUAACUCAUAUUCUACAAGAUAAGAGUCCCCCUAAUUAAUAACUCAUAUACUUCAAGAUAAAAGUUCUGCUAAAUCGGAAUAAAGAACAUAUACUACAAGAUAAGAGUUCUCCUGAACCUGAAUAUUGAACAUGUACUACAAGACAAGAGUCCUCAUGAAUUACCAUCAUUGUUAUCAUUGUUGUUUUAUUAUUAUGAUAACUAUCAUCAUCAUUGUUAUGUAUAUCAUGUUAUGUUAUCAAGUAAUGUGCUUUAUAAUAUUGUUUUGAGUUGUAUUAUAAUUGUUUGGAGCUUAUGAAUGAUAACAUGAGUUAUGGUUACAUAAUGAGAUAUUGAAAGCUAUCUACAUAUGAUAAUGUAUGUUAGGGUUAGCUGAUAUCUAAAUGAUAAAUAAAUAUCAUAAACGAUAAUAUAAGGUUGGGGUUGAUGAUAAUUAUGUUUGCAUGCCACUUGUUAUAGUUUACUGAAAAUUAAAAUAAAAAUGUAAUCAAAACACAGUGUGAUAAACACACACA